Aethalodelphis obliquidens (Pacific white-sided dolphin) is the source of this 6631-nucleotide messenger RNA. It is a transcript of the gene KIF5C, whose product is annotated as kinesin family member 5C. The transcript is spliced from 25 exons. The record is from RefSeq and is a predicted model, not a curated record. Lineage: Eukaryota; Metazoa; Chordata; Mammalia; Artiodactyla; Delphinidae. The coding region runs from base 154 to 2742 and encodes 862 amino acids. Gene Ontology annotation, biological process: microtubule-based movement. Gene Ontology annotation, molecular function: microtubule binding; ATP binding; microtubule motor activity.
AAGCCAUAUGUCUUCGACAGAGUGCUGCCUCCUACCACGACCCAAGAGCAGGUUUACAACGCGUGUGCAAAGCAAAUUGUCAAAGAUGUCCUUGAGGGUUAUAAUGGGACAAUUUUUGCGUAUGGACAGACAUCAUCAGGAAAAACGCACACCAUGGAGGGGAAGCUACACGACCCUCAACUCAUGGGCAUCAUCCCAAGGAUCGCACACGACAUCUUUGACCACAUCUAUUCCAUGGACGAGAACCUGGAGUUCCACAUCAAGGUUUCCUAUUUUGAAAUCUACCUGGACAAAAUCAGGGACUUACUCGAUGUAUCCAAGACAAACUUGGCUGUUCAUGAAGAUAAAAACAGAGUCCCGUACGUAAAGGGGUGCACCGAGCGGUUUGUGUCAAGCCCCGAGGAGGUCAUGGACGUGAUAGAUGAAGGCAAAGCAAACCGCCACGUGGCUGUAACGAACAUGAAUGAACACAGCUCUAGAAGUCACAGUAUCUUCCUGAUUAAUAUUAAACAAGAGAAUGUAGAGACUGAAAAAAAACUCAGUGGGAAGCUUUAUCUAGUUGAUUUGGCUGGGAGCGAAAAGGUCAGCAAAACUGGUGCCGAGGGAGCUGUUCUCGACGAAGCUAAAAAUAUCAAUAAGUCUUUGUCUGCUCUUGGAAACGUGAUCUCUGCCUUGGCAGAAGGGACAAAAACACACGUGCCAUACCGGGACAGCAAGAUGACUCGGAUUCUUCAGGACUCUCUGGGCGGGAACUGUAGAACCACCAUCGUUAUUUGCUGUUCUCCCUCGGUGUUCAAUGAAGCUGAGACCAAGUCAACGCUAAUGUUUGGACAAAGGGCUAAGACCAUCAAGAAUACAGUCUCUGUGAACCUGGAGCUGACAGCGGAAGAAUGGAAGAAGAAAUAUGAAAAAGAGAAAGAGAAAAACAAGACUUUGAAGAAUGUUCUCCAGCAUCUGGAGAUGGAGCUAAACAGGUGGAGAAAUGGAGAAGCUGUGCCUGAGGAUGAACAGAUCAGUGCUAAGGACCAGAAGUCCCUGGAGCCCUGUGAUAACACCCCCGUCAUAGACAACAUUGUUCCUGUGGUUGCUGGCAUCUCUGCAGAGGAGAAGGAGAAGUAUGAUGAGGAGAUCUCCAGUCUCUACCGACAACUGGAUGAUAAGGAUGAUGAAAUUAACCAGCAGAGCCAGCUGGCUGAAAAGCUAAAGCAACAGAUGUUGGAUCAGGAUGAGCUUUUAGCUUCUACAAGAAGAGACUAUGAGAAGAUUCAGGAGGAGCUGACACGUCUCCAGAUUGAAAAUGAGGCAGCCAAAGAUGAGGUGAAAGAAGUUCUCCAGGCCUUGGAGGAGCUGGCUGUCAAUUACGACCAGAAGUCACAGGAAGUGGAGGACAAGACCAGGGCCAAUGAGCAGCUGACAGAUGAGCUGGCCCAGAAAACGACUACAUUGACAACCACACAAAGAGAGCUGAGCCAGCUGCAGGAGCUUAGCAAUCACCAGAAAAAGAGGGCUACCGAGAUCCUGAAUUUGCUGCUGAAGGAUCUGGGGGAGAUAGGAGGAAUUAUUGGCACCAAUGAUGUGAAGACUUUGGCAGAUGUGAAUGGAGUCAUCGAGGAGGAAUUCACCAUGGCCCGGCUGUACAUCAGCAAGAUGAAGUCGGAGGUUAAAUCUCUGGUGAACCGCAGUAAACAGCUUGAGAGCGCCCAGAUGGACUCCAACAGGAAGAUGAACGCCAGUGAGCGGGAGCUGGCAGCCUGCCAGCUGCUCAUCUCCCAGCAUGAAGCCAAGAUCAAAUCCCUGACAGACUACAUGCAGAACAUGGAGCAGAAGAGGAGGCAGCUGGAAGAGUCCCAAGACUCGCUCAGUGAAGAGCUGGCCAAGCUCCGAGCCCAAGAAAAAAUGCAUGAAGUCAGCUUCCAGGAUAAAGAAAAGGAACAUCUGACCCGGCUGCAGGACGCUGAGGAAAUGAAGAAGGCGCUGGAGCAGCAGAUGGAGAGCCACCGGGAAGCUCAUCAGAAGCAGCUGUCCAGACUCCGAGAUGAAAUCGAGGAGAAGCAGAAAAUCAUCGAUGAGAUUCGGGAUUUGAAUCAGAAACUGCAACUGGAACAGGAGAAGCUCAGUUCUGAUUAUAACAAGCUGAAAAUAGAGGACCAAGAGAGAGAAAUGAAACUGGAAAAGCUCUUAUUGCUCAAUGAUAAAAGAGAACAAGCCAGAGAGGACCUCAAAGGGCUGGAGGAGACAGUGUCUCGAGAGCUACAGACUCUGCACAACCUCCGUAAACUCUUCGUCCAGGAUCUGACCGCCCGGGUUAAAAAAAGUGUAGAGCUGGACAGCGACGAGGGAGGAGGCAGUGCUGCCCAGAAGCAGAAAAUUUCCUUCCUGGAGAAUAACCUGGAGCAGCUCACUAAGGUCCACAAACAGCUGGUCCGGGACAACGCAGACCUGCGCUGUGAGCUGCCCAAGCUGGAGAAGCGCCUGCGUGCCACGGCCGAGCGCGUCAAGGCACUGGAGAGCGCGCUGAAGGAGGCCAAGGAGAACGCCAUGCGGGACCGCAAGCGCUACCAGCAGGAGGUGGACCGCAUCAAGGAGGCUGUGCGAGCCAAGAACAUGGCCAGGAGGGCCCACUCGGCCCAGAUCGCCAAGCCCAUCCGCCCUGGACACUACCCAGCAUCGUCUCCAACGGCCGUCCACGCCAUCCGAGGGGGAGGAGGCAGCUCUUCAAACUCCACUCACUACCAGAAAUAAACACGAAAUACGACUCUCCACGUAGCAUGUCAAGGACUACAUUAAUCACCAAUUCCUUUACUUUUUUUCCCUCCUACACAAUUUCCAUUUUCUUUUACACUUGCUCACCCCAGCCAUCUGCAGUACACCAGUUUCAGAUAUUUGAGCUGUGUAGAGUUUCUGUGUACAGAUGUGUGCUUGGACUUUUCUCUUCCCGAGAAAUCUGAAGGGGGCGAUUACAGAAGAUCCACUUACUCCCGGGAUCUGUUGCUGUGGCCCCGGACUCGGGGCAUUGGGUGGUCCCUGGGUGGUCCUUGGAGACUCCUUCUCUGCAGCCACGUCCCAGCAAAUACCAUUCCCUGGAGGGGAACAACCAAGUGCCGUGGAGGCAGCAGCUUCUGCUUCGCCGCCGCAACUGUCUGGUUUCCUGUAAAAUAAACACAUUACUUUAUAUUUUUAGGGAACACAAAAGUGCUGCUAUAGGGCGCAAAAUUUUCAUUCUGGACGCUUUUCCAAUACAAAUCACCCCAAAGACGCAUUUUGAAUAUCCUGGUCGCAUCUUUGGAUCUGUAAAAUGCACCUUUUAGUAUGGCAUCCGUUAAAAUGCAAAGCAAAUUUCUUCGAGGCAGAAAAACAAUCUGACAGUAGCAAUGUAGAAAUUGUUCACUCAGACACAUCUGUGUAAAUGCGAAAAGUGAUAGCAUUCACCUCUGAGCUGCUUGCUAUUGAACCUGCAGUGACUAGUCUCGGCCAGCCCAGGUAGAACAUCAUUCCUUCAGAAGUGUUGAAAAUGCUGCAAAGUUGGAUGAGUGGAAAUGCGGCUGCCCCCCUCCUUGCUUCCUCUUCCCUCAUCCUACUGGAGCUUGCAUCAGGGAUGGCCUCUUUCUCUACGGAACCAUCUUGAGCCUGGUGGGGGUAUUGCUGACGAAAUCCAGGAUCAUUCCAGCAGUUGAAAAAGGAAGCCCUAGGGGGAAAGCAAUUGACAUAUCUUUGUGCCUGUGAAUAAGUUGCCAUGAAUAAUGUGUUACAUUAACCCAUCCUUGCCGACCACUUAGUUGAGUUCUCUCCUUGGCAUCAAAUAGAUAGGUUUCCUCUUAGGCAGAAUUAGAAGAAAUCGGUGUGGACGGAUUUUUUACAUUCGGCUACUGUUUUAUUCAAAUACAUGAAUCUAGAGCUGAAUCAACUCUUAUUUCCAGUUGUGCAUAUUAAAAUGAUCGGAUUCCAAGUAGUAAAGUUUCAGGGAAACUGACAAGGAUUCAAUUAAGUUAGUCUUGUGUGCUGCUACUUGUUUUGAUAAAUUUGAGGGUUAACUACUUGUUUUGAUAAGUUUGAGGGUUAAGUCAGUGAUAACCAAACCAGUCUCAGUGAAAGCACCCAUCCUAUGGUUGUGUCAGCCCAGGAUGAGUGAGCUGGUACUGUCCCUGCUGCUGUCACCACUGGAAUGAAAUUUUGCCAGAAGAGACGUUGCGCUUUCUCAUUGCUGGUGGGUGAAAGAUAGUUCAAGUGUGUGUGUGUGUGUGUGUGUGUGUGUGUGUGUGUGUGUCUGUGUGUGUCUGUGUGUGUCUGUGCGUUUGUGUCUGUGGAUAAAGCACUAAAGACUGAAUUGACUUCUAGACUUUUCUUGUAUAAAAUUUCCCUAACCAAGCAAAGCUGCUUUGACUUAAUUUAUUUGUUAAAUGUUGCACUUUGUUUAUGUGUGGGUUUUUUUUGGGGGGGGGCAGCUAGUAAGUAGAGAGAAGAGGACGAAUUCUACUGACGUAUUUAUUUAGUAAAAAUGACAAUUUUGCAUUCAUUUACGUUUUAAAAAUUCUGUCUGAUUUUUUUUACAUUGUUGCUAAUGCUCGCCCAACAUAACUGCUCCAAUGCUAUUUGCCGUCUGACAGAAGGAUCCUUGUAGGGCAGGCUUUGCAAACCUUAUCAGGUAAUAACAUACGCCAUAGAUGAUAACCUUGCUGUUGAGAUGUUUGCCUCUUAUAUUAGAAGUUAAAACCGGCCUUUGAGAGGAUCGCCAAAUAAUAAAUUGUCAUACCACUGCUGUCUGUUAUGCAACUGUGUAAUAACUCCAUAGUUGGAAAUUGAACAAAGGUUAGGCAUUCUUUCCUUCAGGCUCUCUUGUUAACAGAUUAUUUUAGAUUUUUUCCGAAGUAAGUUUUCCCUGGGCACCCCUUUUCUAAUUCUAAAGAAGUGUUUGGCCCUUUCAUGUUUCAAAAAGAAACAUUCGCUUGUAGUUCCAUAUUUCUUGAUCUCUAUAAGGGACUCACAAAAUUCAGUUUCCUUUUAUUCACAGAGAAAGUUGGCUUUGAUGUCUCUUAAAGAUAAUUCUGCUAGCUGCUGAUCAGCCAGUCAGUUCACCUAGCUUCAGUCUUUAUAGGACCUCUAAACUAAUUUUCCUACACUGUGACUGAAAGGUAGGCAGAUCGUGGGAAUGGAUUAUACGGUAUAUUCAAAUGGAUCUCUAAUAUUACUUUGUCUAAUAAGGUAAUAUCAGGACCACAUAUUCUGUAGGCCUCUUUUGUUAAAAGCCACAUUUAUGCAGUUUUCACUUUUUUAGGCUAUUGUUCCUUUACAUUUGUACUCCAGGCGUAAAAACCACACUUGUGAAUGGCUGAGCCUAUGAUUAUACUUUCGGUUGUAUGCUGCUUUUUACUAGUGUGUGUGUGCUUGUGUGUGUGUGUUUCUCCUCUCUGAAUCAUUUUAUAUUUCGUGCUACUUCUUGAAAGUUUACUCUUUGAUGCUGAAAGGGAAUAACCAGAUGAUUUCUAAAAAUAAUGUCUCCCUGCAGGAUGGUGGCUUGUUAAAUUAGAGGAAUGCUGUUUGCUAUAUCAACAUGUAUGGUCAGAGGCUAAAAUAUAUUAACGCCAAGUGUGUUUUGGUCAAUAACUGGAGAAUUCUGUUUAAAUGCAUCAUCUCUUCCAACGUUUUACAGUUUGCCAUGUGGAAUGGCAGGUAGUAGGGAGAAAAAUAAGUGUGGAUUAAGACUUUUAAAGGAAAUAGUUUCAUAUGAUUAAGAAAAUUAGAAUUCGUAGAAAUACUGGGAUAAGUGAAGAAAUAAAAACGUCUGUCUAGAAUGUAGCACCUAGAGAGUUUUUGGAAGCCCUACCUUCACAUGAGGGCGUGAUAUUCCUAUCCAAAGCCAGACUAAGCCAUCAGCAGGACGCAUGGGGGGAUUAUUACCUCUCCUUUCCUAGAGGAAUAACCGAAAGCAAAUAAAAAUUCUUAACAGUCCCCUCUUUGAAGUGUAUUUUUUAAGCAAGGUGGAAAACAUUUAGACUCUGGCUUUAUGACACAUUAGGGAAGUUGUUUGUUGGCAGGGGGCAGGAGGCGGGGGACCCGGAGGAUUUCACUUAUAGAUUGUCUCACCCGCAUAUUGUGAGCAAGCUAAAGGAACCAUCCCACUCUAAAAUGCCUUCAUUGAACAAUAACAGUUUAUAGACUUUUUAGAAAGUAUUGAAUAAGGGUCAGGGAACAGCCGAAGGCAGUACCGCUCCGUGAAGUCUGCUUACACAUUUACUAAUUGUCCAUCAGUUUAAAAUACUUUUCACCGUGUGCAGAUAUAAGGGGAAUAGGGCACUCUGUAGAAUGAUACAUGUCUAGUUUGUAAAGUAUGUCGUGUGUACUGCAGAUGUAUGUUCUCUGGGCUUUGUGUAUCUGUACAGUAGCUUUCAUUAAAACAAAAUUGUGGACUAACUUGUUUUGGUGGUGUGAGGGGGAGAAGGGCCGUUUAUAUCAAGUAACGAUGCUGUAAUAUAGUACAUGUAACAGAAGAUCUGGAGUAACCCUUCCCUGGCCCGUGGAAAAUUUUGGUGAUCUUCUAGGUUCUGAAAUGAAGAUGUAUGGAUAUUCUGGCGGACUGCAUGUUGUAUAAUUUGAAAAAUACUAAAAGUGGAAAAUAAAAUUGAAUUAAACUUUG